Molecule: messenger RNA, 1303 nt
Organism: Portunus trituberculatus (swimming crab)
Lineage: Eukaryota; Metazoa; Arthropoda; Malacostraca; Decapoda; Portunidae
Product: peroxisomal trans-2-enoyl-CoA reductase-like
Exons: 8
Coding region: 272-1213 (313 amino acids)
Biological process (GO): phytol metabolic process
Cellular component (GO): peroxisome
Molecular function (GO): trans-2-enoyl-CoA reductase (NADPH) activity
Source: RefSeq, a predicted model, not a curated record
UAUUAGGAGUGUUGCUAUAUGAAAACGGUGAAAUUGAAAAUACCAAAGACAUAUUGUUAGAAUUUUGGACAAAAAGACAAAAACAGAAAAGAAAUAUGCAAAACUAAAAAACAGACAGUGAAUAUAACAACAGUAAAUAAACAGAAAUAUCAAAAACCCGGACCGACAGGAAAACACAUCAGGAAGUGCCGUUCCAAAAGGCACUACUUCCGAGUUGUCCCGAGUUCCGACACCUACAGUACCAGAACAUCUGAGAGAGGGAAGAGCAGACAUGUCUGUAUUUCGCCCUGGUUUGUUUAAGGGAAAGGUGGCUCUUGUGACUGGGGGUGCCACGGGCAUUGGCAGAGCCAUCACUGAAGAACUACUGUCCUUAGACUGCAGAGUUGUAAUAGCUUCAAGAAAGAAGGAAAGACUAAAGAAUGCAGUUCAGGAGAUGUGUCCAAACAGCAAUAAAUUAAAAGCCAAGGUGUGCAACAUUAGGAAUGAAAGCCAAGUGAAAGACCUGAUUUCCUUCACAGUAAAUGAGAUGGGCAAGCUGGAUUUCCUGGUGAACAAUGGUGGCGGUCAGUUCCCAUGUGGAGUGAGUGACAUGACUUUAAAAGGAUGGAAUGCUGUGAUUGAUACAAACCUUAAUGGUACUUUCCUCAUGUGUCAGGAAGCUCAUCGACAGUGGAUGGCACAGCAUGGUGGUGUGAUUAUCAAUAUUAUUGCUGACAUGUUUCGAGGUUUUCCUCUCAUGGCCCAUACUGGAGCUGCCCGCGCAGCAGUGGAGAAUCUCACGAAGUCUCUGUCAGUUGAAUGGGCUGAAGAUGGAGUUCGAAUUAAUGCAGUUGCUCCUGGCAGCAAUAUUUAUUCUCCAACAGCUGCCAGCAACUAUGGAGAUUUGAAAAUCUUUGACCACGUACGUGAAGGUGUUCCCAUGAAACGCCUUGGUACACCGCAGGAGGUGGCAAGCACAGUAUGCUUUCUCCUCAGCCCAGGAGCUGCUUUCAUCACUGGAACAACCUUCAAGGUGGAUGGUGGAGCCAGCCUGUAUUCAUAUCUCAACUGGAGGAUUGGUGAUUAUUUAGAACAACAUAAUGUCAAGAAAGUCAAGUUGCAUGGCUGGUUUAGUUCCAUGAUGUGGCCACCAGGUGUCACCAGGUCUUCCCCAUGUGUACCGUCAGCACAGUGUCCCUUCAUGUGGUGCUUCAAGCUCAUUGUUUCAGUUUAAUUCAGUAAUCAUGUUCACUUUAUGUAUUUUUUACAUUAAACUUUAGAAACAUAGCCCUCACAUAAUCUGAGAAAUUCCUGUACUUCAUAU